GUCUAGCGCUAGUUCACUAGUCUUAUCCCUAAGUGCACUACAUAGUGCUGCAGCACUAGUUCACUAGUCUUAUCCCUAAGUGCACUACAUAGCGCGGAUUGGAGCGCGUCCCUGUUCCUCUACAGACCAACAUGGCGUCCGUGGACCUGAGAGAUAACCUGCUGGGGAUCUCGUGGGUGGACAGCAGCUGGGUGCCGAUGCUGAACUCAGGGAAUGUUCUGGAUUAUUUCUCAGAAAGAAGUAACCCUUUUUAUGACAGAACCUGCAACAACGAGGUGGUGAAGAUGCAGAGACUCACACUGGAACAUCUCAAGCAGAUGGUUGGAGUGGAGUAUAUUCUCCUUCAUGCUCAGGAACCCAUUCUCUACAUCAUCAGGAAGCAGCAAAGACAGUCACCUGCACAAUUGGUUCCACUUGCUGAUUAUUACAUCAUCGCUGGUGUGGUGUAUCAGGCUCCUGAUCUCGGCUCAGUCAUCAGCUCCAGAUUGUUGUCUGCAGUUCAUGGGAUCCAGUCAGCAUUUGAUGAGGCAAUGUCAUUCUGCCGUUAUCAUCCAUCAAAGGGCUACUGGUGGCAUUUUAAAGACCAGGAGGAGCGAGAGAAAGUAAAGCCAAAGCAGAAGAAGAAAGAAGAGCCGAGUUCACUGUUCCAGAGACAGAGAGUAGACACCCUGCUGCUUGACCUGAGAAACAAAUUCCCUCCUUUGUUCUACCAGCCGAAACCCGGAGAGAAGCCAGUUCCAGUGGAGGUGAAAAAGGAGGCAGAACUUCCUGCAGAAGCAGUGAAACAAGAAGAGCGAGAGGCAGCCAUCAAACCUCCCACAGCUUCAGGAACCACUAAACCUCCACCCGAGAAACGAGCACGCCUGCAGUGACACACACACACAAACAAUAUAAUACUUAUAUAGUAGUAUUAAUGCUAUAUAAUACUGAAGUUGAUGGUUUACCAAAAAUAAAAUGUCCAUCCUGUCCUAACCCCGAAGCGGUGUUAAUGUUGCCACUAGUGCAGCACCGUGAACGUUUGGUUCCUCACCACAAUGUUCCUCAACCAUUUUAGGAUCUUUUACUGUAUGUCUCCUACAAACCCUCACCACAAACCUACAGUUCUGUUUUUUCAUCAAUUCAUUGCUUGUAAAUCUUAUUUUCUGUGUAAAUAGUGAUUUUUUUUUUAUUUUAUACGUUUAGACUUUUGUACAAACUCCAGUGUAAUAGUGAAUGGAUGCUGAUCGCUGUCAUCACGCAGAUGGUUUGGCUGUUAAAAUUAACAAAAUUAUUAAUCAUGCCUGUGAUAUGUUGAAUAAAUAAAGUGAUUAAAUCCGACAGA
Messenger RNA from Tachysurus fulvidraco (yellow catfish), 1321 nucleotides. RefSeq names its product mediator complex subunit 6 (gene med6). The record is from RefSeq and is a predicted model, not a curated record. Gene Ontology annotation, biological process: regulation of transcription by RNA polymerase II. Gene Ontology annotation, molecular function: transcription coactivator activity. NCBI's taxonomy places the organism in Eukaryota, Metazoa, Chordata, Actinopteri, Siluriformes, Bagridae. Gene Ontology annotation, cellular component: mediator complex; core mediator complex. The coding region runs from base 132 to 872 and encodes 246 amino acids. The transcript is spliced from 8 exons.